Messenger RNA from Mandrillus leucophaeus (drill), 562 nucleotides. RefSeq names its product heat shock factor protein 4-like. Bases 58 to 399 code for a protein of 113 amino acids. The record is from RefSeq and is a predicted model, not a curated record. The transcript is spliced from 4 exons. Lineage: Eukaryota; Metazoa; Chordata; Mammalia; Primates; Cercopithecidae.
AGGGGGCCUCUGGGCCUGGAGAGCGGGGACAGGAGCCCAGAGAGUCUGCUGCCUCCGAUGCUGCUUCAGCCCCCUCAAGAAAGUGUGGAGUCUGCAGGGCCUCUAGAUGUGCUGGGCCCCAGUCUCCAAGGGCGAGAAUGGACCCUGAUGGACUUGGACAUGGAGCUGUCCUUGAUGCAGCCCUUGGUUCCAGAGCCGGGUGAGCCUGAGCUGGCGGUCAAGGGGUUAAAUUCUCCAAGCCCAGGGAAGGACCCCACGCUCGGGGCCCCACUCCUGCUGGAUGUCCAGGCAGCCUUGGGAGGCCCAGCCCUGGGCUUGCCUGGGGCUUUAACCAUUUACAGCACUCCUGAGAGCCGGACCGCCUCCUACUUGGGCUCUGAAGCCAGUCCCUCCCCCUGAGACCCCGCGCCUCUGAAGGGGCUUGGAACCAGUCCGCGGCUGCACAUCCUUCUUGGCUUCCUGGCACCCCCUGGCGGGAGUGAGCGAAGCCCCUACUAUUCAACGGCCUCUCUCCACUACCCCGACGAACCCUGCACAUAAACUCCAUUUUUUUUUCUGUUUC